AUGACGUUUACCGCUCUUAUUCUCAUUUUUUGUGGAGCUGUUAAUGCUCAGCUGUAUCCUACGCUUAUUCAGUCACGGCCACUGUAUCUGCCAGCACAUCUGCCACCGAAUCUUCAGCUCGCCGGUGCCGUUCCAGUCUAUGAGCCAGCCUAUCCACACCCACAAGACCGUAUGCCCAAAGCUUUCGGGACAUCCAUGGCACCUCAACAAGUAGUUGUAGAAUCUGCACCACAGCCUGUCAUGACAUCGGUCGUGCCACAGAUGGUACCAGCAGUGCCACCUCCAUCUGCGGUUAUACAAGCUUUGCCAAUACAGCAACCUUAUGCUUAUGCUCCACAGUAUUCCUAUGGUUAUCAGUAUCCUGGAUAUCCUGAUUACAAUCAAAAACGAGAAAAUCCUCUUAAACGGUUCCUUAAAGGAGCCGCUGAUGGUUUUAUGGUGGGAGCCGUUGGAUGGAUGGGAUAA
Molecule: messenger RNA, 465 nt
Organism: Cylicocyclus nassatus
Lineage: Eukaryota; Metazoa; Nematoda; Chromadorea; Rhabditida; Strongylidae
Source: the annotation of a GenBank genome assembly